UCUCUUGCAACAAGAGCUGUUUGUCUUUCAGGUCUACUGGAAUUUGUGCUGUCUAUAAGCGUGUGUACAUUCCAUGUGCCAAUGUACCCACUGGGAGCAGUGAAAAUAAGAGCUGGAUAUUUGCUUCAGUUGUUUAUUAAUCUGUGGAAGCAGGACAAGGACAGAGCUCUACCCUGUAAACAGAAUCGAUUCUUUAUAACCUGUGGAAUCCAGUCUCGUCUCGUAUUCUUGGCUUAAACUAGAGCACACUCUGUCCUGUUACAUCUUUCCUGUUGUAUACCAGGUUUGAAGGAUGGCUGUCUUUUCCUGGUUCCCACUCCUCCUCAUCAUCAUGGCAAAGACCGACUACUCAGAGCCAGUUUUGAGUGAGAGGACUGAGCAGACCUGCUGCUCCCUGGUCUCUUGUGGUACCCCUGGGGCAAAUGGGGCUCCUGGAAAAGAUGGAAGAGAUGGGCUCAAGGGAGAAAAGGGAGAACCAGGCCAAGGGCUCAGAGGUAUCCAGGGCCCUCCAGGGAAAAUGGGGCCUCCAGGGCAACCAGGAUCAAAGGGAGUUCCAGGACUACCAGGCUUGAAAGGAGAUAGAGGAGACAGUUCAGUUUCUUUGAAUAGGCUAUCAGCCUUGGAAAGAAAAAUCCAGCGCCUUGAGACACAACUGGAAAAUAUCAAUGAGUCCUUUCUCAAACUGAUCACAGUCUCAAGUAAACAAAUAGAGAUCCUUCAAGCUCAAGUGGACAAGAACAAAAAUAUUCUGACCUUCUCCGUGGGCAAAAAGGUUGGGAAAAAACUGUUCCUAAGCAAUGGAGAAAAAGCCAAUUUUGACAGAGUGAAAGUUCUUUGUGAGCAAUUUGGGGCCACCAUUGCAAUCCCAAAGAAUGGAGAGGAGAAUAAAGCUAUACAGGACUUGGCCAAAGACACCCCUGCUUUUCUGGGUAUCACAGACAAAGUUCAAGAAGGACAAUUUGUAUACAUCACAGGAGAAAGAAUGACCUACACCAACUGGAAGAAGAAUGAACCCAAUGACUAUGGAUCUGGGGAAGACUGUGUAUUGUUGAACAGUGACGGAUCAUGGAAUGAUAUCUCCUGUACAACUUCCUUGCUUGCUGUCUGUGAACUCCCUGCCUGAAUGGAUCCCUUAAUGGGGAUUGAAUGUUGAAGUCCUUUAUCUGUGACUCCAUAUCAAUGACACCAGAAAUGAAUGCUGGAAUUUUGUAAGCUUGACAUUCAGUUGCCAUUUUCUGUAUUUAAACACAUAAUUAAAAUACCUAACUCACUCUUAA
Messenger RNA from Vombatus ursinus (common wombat), 1277 nucleotides. Its product is annotated as mannose-binding protein A-like. NCBI's taxonomy places the organism in Eukaryota, Metazoa, Chordata, Mammalia, Diprotodontia, Vombatidae. Gene Ontology annotation, biological process: surfactant homeostasis; positive regulation of phagocytosis. The transcript has 7 exons. Gene Ontology annotation, cellular component: rough endoplasmic reticulum; multivesicular body. Bases 293 to 1123 code for a protein of 276 amino acids. The record is from RefSeq and is a predicted model, not a curated record.